Molecule: messenger RNA, 312 nt
Organism: Amorphotheca resinae ATCC 22711
Lineage: Eukaryota; Fungi; Ascomycota; Leotiomycetes; Helotiales; Amorphothecaceae
Exons: 1
Coding region: 1-312 (103 amino acids)
Source: RefSeq, a predicted model, not a curated record
AUGCCAUUCUUGCGAUCAAGCCAUGGCGGCCCUCAGCAGCGGGAUCUCGGGGACUGCAACGUAGGGAGGGGAGGGCGGCCCGGACAAGCGACACGCGCCGAGGAGAGGAAGAGAUAUAUCAGAGGUGCCCGCAGAAAGUGGGACGGGGGCGCCGAUAGGAAAUUUCGAGACUUACAGGGAGAACCAGAAGGGCGAUUCGGGAGGCAAAUCGGUGGGGGGGUGGGAGGGGAGGAGGGGAGGGUUCUGAGCAGUGGGAGAGAGGGAGAUUUGGGGGUUGGAGGUGGGGAGGAAGAUGUUGACGACGGCGGUUGA